GCUUUGCGUUCCCCGUAGCGCUACGCCGCGAUGUCCGCGUAAAUUACAAGUUGUGUUUUUUAAAUGAAAGUUACCGGCUUUAAAUGAAAGGGUGCUUUCAUUAAGUGUGUAACAGUGAACAGUGGUGGUUAGAUGCUAUUUCCUAACACCAACGGAGCGUCUGAACACGUAAUUACAACGUCAACAUAUUUAAAAAAAAGCAAAAAAACACCACAUCCUGUACAUAGCAAAAAAAAAAAUAAUAAUAAAAGUCGACACGUAAGCAAACACGCGUCCGCCGUAAAAAACAAAUGAAAGAGUGCAGAGAUUAAAUGAAUCGUGACUGAAAUUAAAUGAACAUUUAAUUUUAAAUGAAAGAACACAAUAUAAAAGUGACUUUAAGUGUAAAAUGUACUGUUUUGGGUGAAAUCGAAUGUUGAUCAGAACGGCAUGAAGAACGGAAAGACUUACUUUUGGUCUAUGCUACAGGCCUUAGCAUUGUUACCUACGAUGGCUUUGAAGGAUUCACAAAUGACAACAAAGAAGUUCUCAGAAGAGCCUGAAUUCGAACGUCCAAUAGGAAACCACACGUUCUUCUUAGGAAGAGAAGCUGUUCUCGGUUGUGCUGUCACGAAUCUUGGUAAACAUAAAGUAGGCUGGCUAAGAGCAGAAGACCAGACAGUCCUCACGAUGCACGACAGAGCUGUUCUAAGCGCACGGUACUCAGUACACAUGGAUGCUCCAAGGACUUGGCAGCUGAGGAUCAGGCCUCUGAGGGCAGAGGACCGUGGUUGCUACAUGUGCCAGAUCAAUACGCAGCCCAGCAUGAAGUGGCAGAUUGGGUGCAUCGAUGUUUAUGUACCUCCAGACAUCAUGAGUGAUGAGACUUCAGGAGACGUGUCAGUCCAAGAAUUGGAGAACGCGACGUUGACCUGCAAGGCAACUGGUCACCCACCUCCAAAGAUUACGUGGAGAAGAGAGGACCACGAACCUGUGCUGCUGAAGAAACCUCAGUCCAGGGAUUUUGAUAAAGUGGAGAGCUACGUGGGCAGUUCGCUGCCACUGUGGCGCGUAGACCGUCGGCAGAUGGGCGCGUUCCUGUGCAUCGCGGCCAACGACGUGCCGCCUGCCGUCAGCAAGCGGAUCAUACUUAAUGUUAACUUUGCACCUACGGUGAAAGUGCCAAAUCAGUUGUUGGGUGCUCCCCUGGGCACUGACGUCAAAUUAAAGUGUUACGUGGAGGCACAUCCGAACACUAUCAACUAUUGGAUCAAGAAUAGAGGAGAGAUGUUACUUGAUGGACCUAAGUACACAAUAACAGAAGAGAAGUUGUCAUACCAAGUGACGAUGUGGCUCACCAUCAGGCAGUUCUCGAGAAAUGACAUCGGUACUUACAACUGUGUGAGUACCAACUCAUUAGGAAAGAGCGAGGGUACUCUUAGACUUUAUGAAAUAAAACUGAACUCUUAUGCUGAAGAUUUCGGCAAUCAGAUCAGUGUCGCUGGCGGUCUAACAGAGGCAGCUAAAGGAAGUGGUUCAGUCCUCGAGGAGAGAACACUGACUGUUGUGUUGUGUUAUGUGAUCUCCCUAUUAUUGUUAUCGUAGUAACUGUGACUUUGUACAUAUUUGUUAGGACGUUGUUUGGGUGUGAUGGUGGAGUAGACUCUAACAGUUUUUAAGGAGGCUAAGGGUAUCUGUCCACAUUGCGUCAACAUGGCGGCCUAACAUUGCCGCUUUUUUCUGAUUUCAAUUAACCUAUCUCAACCUGUCUGUGGAUUAAGAUCGACUUUUUAUAGAAACCCCACAUGUCAAAAAUCGUUCCAUAUUCGAUAUUGGCAAUUUGUUGACAGUUAUUGUUGUUUCUAAGCAAGAUGCAAAUAUUUGUUCAUUUGGAGGCCGACUAUCUUUUAGAUAUUCAUAUUGUAUUCCACAUUUAAUUUUGUACACCAGUAGUGGUCAAACAUGUUGAUAGUAUGCUCAGUGCUCAUCUAUACAACCCAUCUGUACAAGUGUGUCUGCAAAUAAUAAUAAAUAAUCUUUAUUUUAUUUUUAUUUUUGGUGAUGGAUGCAUGCGAUCGUCAAAUGAUGCAACGUGGGCAAACCUUAGUAUUAAAAAACUUUUAAGUAGUUUUUUUAAUUGAUUUUCAAAAUUCAUUGAAAUUAAUUUUGUUGGAUGAGAAAAAAUAGUUUCCAAGAAGUACAAUAUAAGUUUAUUAGUUUCGUCAUGUGACAUAAUAAUAAAAAUAAUUUUUAUACAAUAAUACUGGGAA
Molecule: messenger RNA, 2249 nt
Organism: Spodoptera litura
Lineage: Eukaryota; Metazoa; Arthropoda; Insecta; Lepidoptera; Noctuidae
Product: limbic system-associated membrane protein
Cellular component (GO): neuron projection
Source: RefSeq, a predicted model, not a curated record